Drosophila arizonae is the source of this 1068-nucleotide messenger RNA. Its product is annotated as glyoxylate reductase/hydroxypyruvate reductase. NCBI's taxonomy places the organism in Eukaryota, Metazoa, Arthropoda, Insecta, Diptera, Drosophilidae. Gene Ontology annotation, molecular function: hydroxypyruvate reductase (NADH) activity; glyoxylate reductase (NADPH) activity; NAD binding. Gene Ontology annotation, cellular component: cytosol. The record is from RefSeq and is a predicted model, not a curated record.
GAAGUUAACAUGCAUAAAAUAAAGCUACGACACAUUCAACAGGCCAGAGGCCUUUCUCAACUGUUACAAAAGGUAUCAAUGAGUUCCCAGCCAAAUGUUUAUGUGACUCGUCCGGAUGUGGAUGACAGUGGACUGGAAUUGCUGCGUAAGAGUUGCAAUGUGUCAACAUGGUCACAGCCUUUGCCAGUGCCGCGAGAUGAAUUACUUCGUCAGGUUAAGGGCAAGGAUGCUCUAUACUGUGCUCUAACGGAUAAAAUCGAUGCCGCCGUGCUUGAUGCGGCUGGAACGCAGUUAAAAUGCGUGGCCACCAUUUCAGUAGGUUUUGAGCACAUUGAUGUGGAGGAGUGCAAAAAACGUGGCAUUCGCGUUGGGUACACGCCCGACGUACUGACCGACGCCACAGCCGAGCUAACGCUCGCAUUACUGCUAGCUACUAAUAGACGUUUGUUCGAGGCCAGCAAGCAGGUUUACAAUGGCGGCUGGAAAUCGUGGGCACCCAUGUGGAUGUGUGGUCAAGGAUUGAAGAACUCUCGUGUUGGUUUGUAUGGAUUUGGACGCAUUGGUCAGGAGAUUGCUGCUCGCAUUGUACCUUUCAAACCAGCUCAGAUAACCUAUACGACUCGCACUGCUAGGCCAGCGGAGGCAGCUAAGGUUAAUGCUCAGCGCGUGGACUUUGACGAGAUGCUCUGCUUAUCGGAUUUUAUUGUGGUUUGCUGCUCUCUAACCCCUGAUACCAAGGAAGUAUUUAAUGCUUCUGCAUUUGAGAAAAUGAAACCCAAUUGCAUUUUUAUCAAUACGGCACGAGGUGGAGUUGUGGAUCAAAAUGCUCUUUAUGACGCUCUCCAUUCGAAGCGGAUACUUGCUGCAGGCUUGGAUGUGACCACACCUGAACCACUGCCACUUGAUGAUCCACUCUUAAAACUAGACAAUAUUGUUAUAUUGCCGCAUAUUGGCAGCGCAGACAUUGAAACCCGCAAGGAGAUGUCCCGUAUAACGGCCAGAAAUAUUUUGGCGGCUUUGAAUGGUUGCCAAAUGGAGGCCGAAGUGAUGUGAAUCAAUCUUAAAUGC